AUGCAGGUUUUAGCUCCAGACGAACUUGUUGAGCGCAUAUGCGAAGAGAUAGCAUAUGCGGGGGGAUCGUUAACAUCCGUUCCUUUCUGGAGAUUAGUCUCAGAGCUGACUGACUCACUGGACAAGAGUUUGAAAAAUUUCGUACUCCGAUGUUUUGAAGGUUGUCAUUAUACAUUCAUUUCGAGAAAUGAGAAGCUUUUAACCAUAGCAGAUAUGGAUAAUCAAACAUUAGAGAAGGAGGACCUUACAUUUUCGAUAUCGGAAGACCAUUUGUAUCUGUUUCUCACCGGAUACAAGAAAAAAGAAUGUUCCAUUGGUGGCCUUGCUUUCCAACUUCUUCUGGAGGUCGCCAAGACUAAGGAGCGUGGGAUCAACACGAUGGAUUUGGCACGCAGCACAUCGCAGGAUCCCCGAAGCAUCACAGGUAGAGUGAAAAAACUUGAAAACCUCGUCACAGGGAUCCAAACAAUCUACAAAGGCCAUGUCGUAAAGCACCUAAGGUUUCAUAAAUUUAGCGUUCAAGGGGACAAUAAUGGUGAUUACGCCAGUAUGAAGGAUAGCCUCCAAAGUAUAGUCGAUGUCGUCAAAAACUCCAAAAAUGGCGUACGUCAGGUAAUUGAUCUGAAGAGGGAGCUCAAGUUCGAUAAAGAUAAGCGUCAGUCUAAAGCAUUUAUCGCGGCCAUAUCUUCCUUGCACGCAGCAGGCUACUUGAAGAAAGUACUUGUGGUCUCUCCAUCGACUCCUUCAGUGAAGAUAAGAUGCGUCAAGUAUUUACGAGACUACGAACCGGAAGAGAGGUCAAUCAAUGAUUUUGAGGAUGAGUCGGACAUCGACGAGGCGAAUGAAGUCAAUGCGGCAAACGACGAGGGAGCAGUCGAAGACGAGGAAAAAUUAAGCUCGAUGAAUGUGGACAAUGCCUCACAGCUUCUUCAGAGCAGAAACUAUUUUGUUGAAGAGGAUACGAACAUGGAGCUAAAGCGGUUUUUACUCAAUAGGUUUUACCCACUACAACACCAAACAUUUGGCCUCGUUGACAGAGAGGGUACAAGCGGUUUGUCUUCGAUGAAAUGUGUGACCUUAUUGACUGGAAGCGAUUAUAAAAGAUCCUUUGCAAAGUAUAGCGAGUAUUUUAUCGAUACCAUUGGGAAAGAAAAAAAAGACACAGAGGAGUUUGGCCUCAUCAAAGUCUAUGACUUCGAAGGUAAGAGAAAGUUUUAUAGGCUUUUCACCAAGCCGUACUUCAGACUUCUCACUUCCGAGGAGGGCGUAGACACUGGUAUGGGGCUAGGACCUCUGCGAUCUCAAAACAAAUCUUUGAAAGAACUAAAUGGAGAGAAUUUCACGCCCUUAAGCAAUACACUUCGCUUCAUGAAAAGCGACAGAGGUGACCAAUUUUUUUGGAACGGUGAGCUUAAAGCGCCCGCGAAUGAGAAUGCUACCCCACGAGGACGGAAGAGAAAACAGACCAAACCAGCUGAGCUCGAGCCAAUUGAGGAUUCUAAAAAAGCCAAGCUCGAUGGAGAUACAAGGUUCCCGAGCAAAGAAAGCAUUGUGGAAGUAAAUCAUAAUUCCAAUGAGAUUGUAAGCUCAUUGACAGAUGGCGCUGGUGCGGAGGCUGGUGUUACAGUUACGGACAGCUAUAGCGGUGACAUGAACGCAGCUGUUCUUAACAUAGGUGGGUUCUACGCCAAAUCUCUAAAAUCGCUACAUCGUCAGCGUGCAAUCCUAAGGACCAUCAAGAAGUUAGGAGGCGUUGCUGUUUUCAGAGACCAGUUUUUUGAAGAUGUUACCAAACUUAUGGACUCAAAGACUACUUUGGAUAAAAAAACAAUUAAGGGCGACAUAGAACUCCUAAAGGCAGCUCGAAAAUUAGAAUUCAAUGUCGAGAAACAGACCGGGCGCAAAAUCAUGUACUUGCCGAACACUUCUCCCAAGACGAUAUCGACGUUCCUCAACAAUGAGAAAGAUAACAAAAAGUCUUACUUUAAUGAUGUGAUAGAGGCCACCGAUAUUUACUUUUUUGACAGCGACCAGCGGGAUAGGUUCCAUAGUGGUUCAAAAUCAGCUGAGAGAAUCGAAAAAUUUGAAAAGAGAGGAAAACGUAGUAGACCAACUCCAACUAAGACGAAGAAGAUCGGAAAGAAAUUUGGGAAGCCCACAGAAGUCACCGCAUCAUUGCACGAUUCCACUGCUGAGCGCCAAUCCCUAGUGCAAAGUAACAUGGCGCGGCAGACUGCUAAAGCAGAGACAAACCAGGAAUGGUACAACGUGGGCACCAAAGCUGGUCUGCGUGCCCUUAUCAUUUCUGUUGUUCUCACGGAGGUUGUGAGGGGAGAAAUAGUAUGGGAGCUGAUAACUGUUCUCUUUCCCAACAAUUCGCUCAGCAAUUUAGAAAAACAAUGGACUAUUCGCCGUAUUAGAAUGGGAGUUGCUGGUUGGAAAGCCCUAAAAAUGAAUUGGCGAAAGAUUCUUGUCAGUGCGUUGAAAGAGGAAAGGGCAACCAUGGAAGAUAUUGAAAAUUUGAACUUACCCAAGCUUAUCAGUCUUUGGGAAAGCGCUGACCAAAAGAGAUCCAAUAAAUCGUCUAUUUUGCUUAAGAAUCACGAUGAAAACAUGAAGAAAUUCACAUUCGUAAAAGACCCGGCUUCGUCAGUGGGUGCUACCAUUUUCGACUUAUCAUCCAUGAUUCAGCGGGAGUCAGCUCUACUGAGAAAAUGCUAUACAUAUGAACCCAAUAAGAAGCGCAUAUCAUCACAUGAAGAGGAGGACAUCAAAACGGUCGUAAGAUCAACUUUGCUGGAAACGGACUCCACCGCUGCUGCUAAUGAGUUUGAAGCAUUGAAAAAGUUCGAUGCUAAAGUUGUUGACCGAGUAGUUCUGGACAUGGCCAAAGAUAAGCAAGUCAGUUUCGGGGGGUCAACAAAACUUCAGCUGAGCGAUGGUUACAUUGAUUCACUGAAAAAAAAGGGAGACUUUGAAAUGUUGGAUAGAGCUUCUAGCUAUAUCAAACAUUUGCAAUUGAUGUUACAAAACCAGAAAGCUAUUAUUUUAAAGGAGGAACUAGGAAACCAUGCUGCUCUGAUUUACUUGGACCUACUUCAAUCUAAUCUAGUCUCCAUUACGGACAUCCCGGCUUCUUCACAAGACUUACCAAUGCAUUACACGACCCGCAAGUACGGUUUCGAUGCGUUGAUGCCCCCACUUAUUGUUGCGUGUAAAGUUUCCUCACCAACAAGAUCUGAUGUAAAACCUCGUGUUCCAAUGGGAUCACCGUAUUCACGUCUGUGGAUUGAUGGCCAUGGUGCCUUGCGUGGCGAUAUAUGGAAGUCACUCGUGUCUUUAGUCUUGACUGAGGUUUUUUUCAACCCGGGGGUCACCGUUGAUAUCCUAGCUGCCAGAAGCGCAAAGUUUUUGUCACCCUCAGACGUCGAACGGAUCACAAAUUGGUGCUCGGAGUCUAACCUUAUUCAAGCGAGCAAACAAAAUGGCCUUGUUGCUUGUCCAGGUUGGUAUUCGGCAUUCUAA
Molecule: messenger RNA, 3525 nt
Organism: Lachancea lanzarotensis
Lineage: Eukaryota; Fungi; Ascomycota; Saccharomycetes; Saccharomycetales; Saccharomycetaceae
Gene: TFC3
Product: LALA0S04e00562g1_1
Exons: 2
Coding region: 1-3525 (1174 amino acids)
Biological process (GO): 5S class rRNA transcription by RNA polymerase III; transcription initiation at RNA polymerase III promoter
Cellular component (GO): transcription factor TFIIIC complex
Molecular function (GO): DNA binding
Source: RefSeq, a predicted model, not a curated record